Sycon ciliatum is the source of this 1059-nucleotide messenger RNA. RefSeq lists its product as uncharacterized. Bases 1 to 1059 code for a protein of 352 amino acids. The transcript has a single exon. The record is from RefSeq and is a predicted model, not a curated record. NCBI's taxonomy places the organism in Eukaryota, Metazoa, Porifera, Calcarea, Leucosolenida, Sycettidae.
AUGUCAAAAGCAUUUGACUGCAUCCGCAGAGACCGUUUACUGGCAGUUCUCAAUUCCUUCCUGGACGAGGACGAGAUCCGUCUCAUCCGUGUCCUACUAGCCAACACGUCCUUCUGUGUACGCAUCGGCACAGCAACAUCCGAAUCCGCCGACACCACUAUCGGGACGCCCCAGGGCGAUUCCCUGUCCCCUGUUCUAUUUGUGGUAUAUCUCGAGGCAGCUUUGCGGGAUGUAAGGAGCACUGCUACUGCCAGGGCUCGGCCAUCAUCGGAUCUCGGCUUGCCGUUUGAAAUUGCGUACGCCGACGACGCGGAUUUCAUCAGCACAGAGUCUGGCUGUUUGGGUGACCUGGAGCCGGUUAUCGGUGACGUCCUCGACGGAUGGGCUCUGAAGGUAAACCCGGAUAAAACAGAAAUUACCGUUCUGGGCCGAUCCCUGGACAGGGUGGCGGAACAGUGGCGCACCACCAAGAAGCUCGGCUCACUCCUCGGGGAUAGCGAGGAUGUCUCUCGGAGGAAACAACUAGCCGCUGCAGCGUUUCGAUCGCUCUGGUCACUAUGGAGCCGGCGCAGUACCGUUGGAGAAGAACUGAGGCUUCGUCUCUACAAUGCGUUUGUACUACCAGUGCUAGUAUACAACGCCGGCACAUGGGGACUCACGGCAGCUGCCGAGGGUGGACUCGACGCAUUCCACCGCGGCCAGCUCCGUUCACUGAUCGGCUUUGUCUGGCCGCAGAAGAUCGCAACAACAGCACUCUACGACAGGUGCAAGGCAGAGCCGAUCAGCCGCAUCAUUACCAGAGCUCGGUGGAGGCUAUUUGGCCAUAUCCUUCGACUUCCCAGUGAUGCCCCCGCCGUCCUAAGCAUGGUCAGCUACUUUCAAUGUGAUGACCACAAGUGGAGAGGCCGCCCUCGCAUCACCCUGCCGGUGAAGCUCGACGACGACCUCCACCGAGCUGCGUGCGGGCAAUUGCAGAGCCUGGAAGAUCUGGAGCGCCUAUCAGACGUAGCUGCAGUUCGAAGCGAAUGGAGGCAGCUACUGGAUAUGAUCUGCAAGUAG